Molecule: messenger RNA, 1602 nt
Organism: Penicillium cataractarum
Lineage: Eukaryota; Fungi; Ascomycota; Eurotiomycetes; Eurotiales; Aspergillaceae
Product: MDR family MFS transporter
Exons: 5
Coding region: 1-1602 (533 amino acids)
Biological process (GO): transmembrane transport
Molecular function (GO): transmembrane transporter activity
Source: RefSeq, a predicted model, not a curated record
AUGUCACUUCCCAAGGAGAAGCGAGCCCAUAUAGAGGCAAAUAUGGUGGACUACCAAGAGGCUCACACUUUCUACCCAAUCGGACCCAAGCUCAUCCUCAUCACGAUUAGUUUGAUGUUGGCCGUCUUCUGCGUCGCUUUAGACAACACUAUUAUGGCUGUCGCCAUUCCACGAAUUACAGACGACUUCCAUGCGUUGAACGAUGUUGGGUGGUACGCCUCGUCAUACCUGUUGACAACUUGCUCCUUUCAAUUGCUAUACGGGAAGUUUUACACGCUGUUUCAAGUCAAAUGGGUUUAUUUGUCAGCUUUGUUCCUCUUCGAACUGGGUUCCUUGAUUUGCGGUGUUGCACCUAAUUCGACUACAUUGAUUGUUGGACGGGCCGUUGCUGGCCUGGGGAGCGCUGGCAUGUUUACUGGAGCACUGGUGACUCUUGCCCAUACGGUCGAAGUGGAGAAAAGGCCGAUCUUCUUCAGCAUGCUUGGUGGCAUGUACGGCAUUGCCUCUGUUGCCGGACCAUUGCUGGGUGGUGCUUUCACCGACCAUGCUACUUGGAGAUGGUGCUUUUACAUCAACCUUCCUCUUGGUGGCAUCACCGCGAUUGGCCUUCUCACGCUGCUCAAGUUACCUCCCAAGGAAAAGACCCAGAAGACGCCGAUGGAUAUAUUCCUUGAGUUGGAUCCAAUUGGAACCAUUAUCUUUGUUCCUGCUAUUGUCUGCCUCCUGCUAGCUCUUCAGUGGGGUGGGGUAACGUACGAAUGGUCCAGCGGCCGUAUCAUCGCUUUGUUCGUGGUCUUUGGCGUGGCCCUUAUUGCGUUCGUCGCUCUCCAGAUUUUCCUGGGCUAUAGAGCGACCGUGCCACCUGAUAUUGCUCGGCAACGGACCAUUGCAUUUGCCUCCCUUUUCGGCAUCUGUAUCGGCGGAUCAUUUUUCAUUAUGAUCUAUUACGUUCCUAUUUGGUUCCAAGCCAUUCGCGGUGUGACUGCCGUACGCUCCGGUAUCGACUCUCUUCCGAUGAUUUUGUCAAAUGUCGCUGGGAUCAUUAUUUCUGGUGCAUUGACAACUAAAUUUGGGUACAACGCACCCUUCUUUAUUGCCAGCAGUAUUAUCAUGUCGAUUGGAGCUGGUCUCAUCACCACAUUCACUGUGGAUGUUUCCCAAGCGAAAUGGGUUGGAUAUCUCUUCAUUUACGGCUUGGGAGUAGGCCUCGGAUUCCAGCAGGGUGGUGUUGCUGCUCAGGCUGUGCUCCCUUUACCAAAGGUGUCCAUCGGAACGGCAAUUGUCAUGUUCCUCCAGAUGCUUGGUGGCUCGUUGUUCGUAUCAGUUGCGCAGAACAUUUUCACCAAGGAGCUGAUUGGUAACCUCGAGGCCCUGAAAAUUCCCGACUUUUUUCCCUCUGAUGUGGUAGAUGGUGGAGCAACAAGUAUUCGAGCUCUUGUCAGUGAGUCCGUUUUGCCUGAGGUUCUUGUGGCGUAUAACAACGCCCUUCUCAAGGUUUUCCAACUCGCUCUUAUCCUAGGAUGCUUGAGCGUCAUUGGCGCUCUGGGCGUGGAAUGGAAAAACAUGAAGAAAACAAAGGCCGCUGAAUCUGGGGAGCAAUAG